This is a messenger RNA of Phragmites australis (common reed), 1478 nucleotides long. RefSeq lists its product as uncharacterized. The coding region runs from base 291 to 1262 and encodes 323 amino acids. The record is from RefSeq and is a predicted model, not a curated record. Lineage: Eukaryota; Viridiplantae; Streptophyta; Magnoliopsida; Poales; Poaceae. The transcript has 3 exons.
GUGGGCAUCAAGCCAGCCAGCCUCACAUGCGCCAUCCCGUCCGUGCGCUGCAGAGCAGAGCAGCUUCCUUGUUCCUGCGCUCGCUCACUCCACCGACGAUUCGAGCCAACCACAGCAAGGCGCAGCUGUCUGUCUUCUUCCUCUUAUUGCUAGCUACUCCAGUUAGUUGACGCUGCUACCCACCCCACCCAUUGCUCCAGGACAAGGAGCUUCCUUCUCUUGUUGCUCUGCUUGCUUGUUUCUCUCUUUCGCCACUCAAAGCGACCCAAUCAGCAAGCAGCAGAGCCAAGAUGCCGCACGCCAAGACGGACUCGGAGGUCACCAGCCUGGCGCCCUCCUCGCCGCCGCGCUCCCCGCCGCGUGGCCGCCCCGUCUACUACGUCCAGAGUCCCUCCCGGGACUCCCACGAUGGCGAGAAGACGGCCACCUCCGUACACUCCACGCCCGCGCUCAGCCCCAUGGCGUCCCCGCGCCACUCCCACUCCUCCGUCGGCAGGGACUCCUCCUCCAGCCGCUUCUCGGGACACCCCAAGCGCAAGGCCGACAAGGGCUCCGCUGGACGCAAGGGCGCGCCGCCGGGCAAAGGCUGGCAGGAGAUCGGGGCCAUCCAGGAGGAGGGGCUCCUUGACGACGAGGAGCACACCAGGAUACUGCCCAAGCGAUGCUACUACUUCCUCGUCUUCGUCCUCGGAUUCGCCGCGCUCUUCUCCUUCUUCGCGCUCGUGCUCUGGGGGGCAAGCAGAUCCCAGAAGCCGCAGAUCGUCAUCAAGAGCAUCACGUUCCAGAGCUUCAUCAUCCAGGCGGGCACGGACGCGUCGCUGGUGCCCACGGACAUGGCCACCACCAACUCCACCGUCAAGUUCACCUACAAAAACAAGGGCACCUUCUUCGGCAUCCACGUCACCGCAGACCCCUUCGAGCUCUCCUACAGCCAGCUCACGCUCGCCACCGGAGACCUGAAGAAGUUCUACCAGGCGCGGAGCAGCAGUCGGACGGUGAGCGUGGGCGUGACCGGGAACAAGGUGCCGCUGUACGGCGGGGGGCCCACGCUGACGGCAGCUCCGGGGGGCGGCGGGAAGCAGGCGAGCGGCAGCGUGGCGCCGGUGCCGAUGGUGCUGAGGACGACGCUGCACUCGCGGGCCUACGUGCUGGGCGCGCUGGUGAAGCCACAAUUCACGCGCGGCAUCGAGUGUAAGGUGCUCAUGAACCCGGCCAAGCUCAACAAGCCCAUCUCCCUCGAGAAGGCCUGCCACUACUCCUAAAUUAUUCGUCAGCUGAAUUGAUCGAGAAACUCAGAUCAUCCCCUCGAAAUGUAUUUUUUUUUGUCAAUUCUUUUGUCUUCUCUUCUUUCUCUGUGUAGUCUCUCUCUCUUUUUUGUGUGUCGAUCAUACUCAUAUAUGCAUGGCUGAUGGCUCGGCUGUGAGUAUCCCAUCCAUUACCAAGACAGACAGAUUGGUUCUAGUAUACCGUCAAUCCAA